AUGGGGCUCAACAGCAGCAGCAGCGCAGAGGAUCCGGAAGUCAAGAAGCGAAUGGAGGAGAGAUUGAAGCCCCUAGUCAUGACAGUUGCACCUGCACGCACGGUGGAUAUCCUGAUCCCGUCUCUUGAUACGGAUGGAGGUCCCCAAAGGCAGAUCCUUGGCCCUUCCGGUACAGAUGGACUCAGCUCCCAAACGCUGGUGGUGGGAGGCAAUGACGAUGCUGCCGGCAAGACUAUCACCUCUACCGGUGACAGCGAGCAAUUUCCAAAUCUCCAGUGCCAGACACGCUUCGUCGGACCGACAGGAUGGGCAAUCAUAUCUGAUAUUGACGACACGAUCAAAGUCACCCAGACGACUAGUCCCACCGGGAUUCUGCAAUCCACGCUGGCAGACGUGCCCAAGAGCAUCCCUGAAAUGGAAGUAUUCUACAAGGUGCUUGCGGAAUCGUUCAAUUCUCCUGCUUGGUUCUAUGUCUCGGCAGCUCCUUACAACCUGUACCCAUUUCUGCACGAGUUCCUCAACCAGCAUUAUCCACCGGGAACUUUGUUGCUUCGCGAUGCUCGUUGGGCGCACCUUGGUGGGUUGCUACAAUCCUUCACGGCCGGGGUUCAAGAUUACAAGACUGGUCAGAUUGAGAAAAUCCAAUCCUGGCUUCCUAAACGGCAAGUCAUCUGCAUUGGCAAUUCUACCCAGUCAGAUCCAGAGACAUACGCCCAGCUCUAUGCCAAAUACCCUGGCUGGGUCAAGGCCAUUUAUAUCAGGAAGGUGACAGAUGCUCCACAUAUGGAGGAGAAGAACAAGAACCAGAGAUUUGUUGAGGCAUUCAAGGAUGUCCCCGAUCAUGUUUGGCGGGUGUUUGGCCGGCCGGAAGAGCUCUCUGAUCACGUCAAACAUCUCGCUGGACUGGCACACCCGGGGUUGAUUGGCAACCUGCUGGCUCGCUGGUGCCAGGGAGAACACGGCACCAAAGCAACGCCUCCAAAGCCGCCUCAGAACACGAAAAACGCCGAAGCUGAAAUGCAGCAGGUUCUUAACGCAGCACUGAGUGAGGUUAAAGCGAUCCCCAGAGUAUAG
Exophiala dermatitidis NIH/UT8656 is the source of this 1074-nucleotide messenger RNA. RefSeq names its product cyclin H. The transcript has a single exon. The coding region runs from base 1 to 1074 and encodes 357 amino acids. Gene Ontology annotation, molecular function: phosphatidate phosphatase activity. The record is from RefSeq and is a predicted model, not a curated record. Gene Ontology annotation, cellular component: actin cortical patch. NCBI's taxonomy places the organism in Eukaryota, Fungi, Ascomycota, Eurotiomycetes, Chaetothyriales, Herpotrichiellaceae.